Sabethes cyaneus is the source of this 1911-nucleotide messenger RNA. RefSeq names its product neither inactivation nor afterpotential protein G (gene ninaG). Gene Ontology annotation, molecular function: oxidoreductase activity, acting on CH-OH group of donors; flavin adenine dinucleotide binding. The transcript is spliced from 4 exons. The record is from RefSeq and is a predicted model, not a curated record. Lineage: Eukaryota; Metazoa; Arthropoda; Insecta; Diptera; Culicidae.
AUGGCAAGUCUGUCCUUGAUCUGGUUAUUGCUGGGAUACGAACACAUUCCGAACAAAGUAUCAUCCGCCAAAUCCCUUCAAAACUCUUCCUACGAUUUUAUAAUCGUGGGCGCGGGAACAGCUGGAUGUGUGUUGGCUAAUCGGCUCUCUGCCGUUGCCAACAACUCGGUCCUACUGAUUGAAGCCGGAAACAUGUUCGGAGCAGCUUCGAUCGUUCCGCUUUUCAGUACCGCCCUGCAACAGACCAAGUUCGAUUGGGCAUUUCGAACGACACCACAGAAGUACUCGUCUCGUGGAUUGAUUCAACAGCAACAAUUUUUACCACGCGGUCGCGGAUUAGGUGGCUCGGGGCAAAUCAAUUACAUGCUGCACUUUAGUGGUAUUAAAGAAGACUUCGAUCGUUGGGAACGGUUGGGAGCGCAUGAUUGGAGCUAUGAACGGAUGAAGGCCUACUUGGAUCGAUUUGAGCAAGGGGUAUCUGACAGAAAAAUUGAAAACAAUCACAACUGUCAAUUACUGGUAAAAAUAACAUUAAAAUAUUAUCUAAAAUUUCAGCUUUUCUCUUAUUUUUAGUCAAGCAAAUAUCCUGCAUUUUUGUCAAACGUAGCCAACCGGUCGCUGCCUAACUGUUGCAGCCGAUCGGCUAUUCCUACUCAAAAUUCUUCACAGACACCAAAACUGCAUAUCACAACCAUCGACCCACAGACGAACGAUCUAACCGGUGCAUUUCUGCAAGCUCGGUCAGAACUAGGUUCGACGCACAAUUUCAACGCAGCAAAGUACACCACACGUGGUGGAAUACGCUGGAGCACCUACCACGAAUACCUUCGACCUGCAUUCGAGCGAAGGAAUCUACACAUCCUGCUCAAUAGCGUGGUUCAGCAAAUUAUUUUCGACGACCAGCGUCGGGCAGUUGCCGUGCGGAUCGAAGAUCCACAGGACGGCAGCUCGACCCUAAUCACAGCCCGAAAGGAAAUUAUCCUAAGCACGGGUGCAAUCCAAACACCUCAGUUGUUGAAACUGUCCGGUAUAGGACCGGCUCUUGAACUACAGCGGCACGGAAUUCCGAUAGUUCACGACUCGCCCAACGUCGGUCAAAACUAUUUUGAUCACAUGAACCUUCCGCUGUUCGUAUCGAUCAACCAAACGGCAAGCGUAACCGUUGACAAGAUUCUAAACAUUCGCAACGUGUGGAAUUACAUUUCCAAAGGGACCGGUGUCCUGUCGAGCACGGCCGUGGCCGGAAUUGGUAGUCCUCGCGGAGCUAAAUAUGGUAUUAUUUUAUUCGGAAUGGGUAGUGUUGACGAGCAUGCGUUGAGGCACGUGUCCAACCUGCGCCAGGAUACUUUCCGCGCUCAUUUCCCUCUGCAUUACAACAGCAGCCAGGAGGGAUUUCUCUUUCUCUGCACAUGCCACCAACCGAAGAGCCGAGGAGCAGUUUACCUACGCGAUCGUCACGCGGACUCACAUCCGUUUAUCAAUCCAAACUAUCUGAAGGAUAGGUUCGAUAUCGACUGUAUGAGUGAUGCCGUUAGGCUGGCCGCUCGAACGGUCGAAACGGCACCAUUCCGUCGGCUAAAUGCCAAACUCCACUGGCCACGAGUGGACAGUUGUGCCGACUUUGGACCACGCGAGGAAGAUUUUCAAACCAAUCGCCCGAACCGUCACUAUCUGGAGUGCGUUCUGCGAACGUCUGCCCUGACCGGGCAUCACCCCGGAGGAACGGCGGCCAUCGGAUUGCAUUCGGAGGCAGUGGUGGAUAAUGAUUUGAGGGUGCGCGGGGUGAAAAAUUUGCGCGUAGCAGAUGCAAGUGUUUUCCCAGCGCCGGUGUCCGGUACACCGAAUUCCGUUGUAGUAGCUGUUGCAGAAAAAGCAGCUGAUCUGAUUCUCAGUGAGAGCGAUAACAGGUAA